GUUACGCACCGCACGCACUCACUCACUCACUGCAUCCACAGAGAGAGAGAGAGGGAUGGCAGGUGAAUCGAACGCCUCUCUGUUGAAUGACCACAAAGAGAAGCAUUUCACGGCGGGCGAGAUCGUGCGAGACAUCAUAAUCGGGGUUUCUGAUGGCCUCACCGUCCCCUUCGCCCUCGCCGCGGGCCUCUCUGGCGCCAACGCCACUUCCGCCGUCAUUGUCACCGCCGGCGUGGCCGAGAUCGCCGCCGGCGCCAUAUCCAUGGGCCUCGGAGGUUACUUGGCUGCGAAAAGCGAAGCAGAUCAUUAUAUGAGAGAGUUGAAGAGAGAGCAGGAUGAGAUCAUUGCUGUGCCUGAUACAGAAGCUGCGGAGGUAGCAGAGAUAUUGUCGGAGUAUGGGAUUCAGCCGCAUGAAUAUUCGCCGGUGGUAAAUGCACUCAGGAAAAAUCCACAAGCCUGGCUUGAUUUCAUGAUGAAGUUUGAACUGGGAUUGGAGAAGCCAGAUCCAAAGAGAGCAAUGCAGAGCGCAAUGACGAUCGCCAUAGCUUACAUAGUGGGUGGGAUAGUCCCACUUUUCCCCUACAUGUUGAUAUCCAGUGCAGAUAGAGCUGUAAUUGCUUCUGUCAUCGUUACUCUUCUUGCGUUGCUUAUCUUUGGCUACGGCAAAGGUCAUUUCACCGGAAGCAAACCCUUCUGGAGUGCUCUUCAGACCACCUUCAUCGGAGCCAUCGCAUCCGCUGCUGCUUUUGCCAUGGCCAAGCUUGUACAAGGAUGAUAAUCAUUUAUUCUCACUCUUGGACUAAUAAGGCAAUUUUCUUAGGGCUUUUUUUUUGAUAGAUUUUGCCUUAUUUCAAUA
Molecule: messenger RNA, 856 nt
Organism: Salvia hispanica
Lineage: Eukaryota; Viridiplantae; Streptophyta; Magnoliopsida; Lamiales; Lamiaceae
Gene: VIT1
Product: vacuolar iron transporter 1
Biological process (GO): intracellular manganese ion homeostasis
Molecular function (GO): manganese ion transmembrane transporter activity
Source: RefSeq, a predicted model, not a curated record